GUUAGUGUGUCUUUCUCAUAGAUUCCAGAUAUAUGGAAGAGUGCGGACAGUCGGAAAGUGUUGAUACGCUGUCUUUGGGAUAAUGUCAAGCUUCACGAGGAAAUGGGUCAGCCUCUCUACAUGUUAUGGAACCAAGAAGGAUCUCAGUCCUCUCUCGUACAUGCUCUGGUGACUGAUGAGCGUAAGAUCUCCAGAAACCUCAUGUGUCACAUCCUGAAAAGCAUCCAGUGUAAUGACCUUUUGUCCCCAAUGUCGUUAUUGAUAAACGAGAGGCGAAAGCAUCAGUCCGGUCGACGAUGCUACCAUAGUAUCUACCGUAGUAUGUUGUUCCUUUGUUUUGUUGCACUAGGUAGAGAAAAUAUUGAUCACACUGCUUUUGAUAGAGAGUACCGUCGGGCAUACGAACAGUUGUCUUCCAAGCAACGAGCUCUUCUAGUAAAAGCAGACAAGCCACCGUCCAAACGUGCAUUUUUCUGUCGGAGGUAUUUUAAAGAGCUGGAACUGAAGACAGUGUAGAAAAAUCCCAUAAAAAAUAGAAUCUUGUAUUAGCACAGGUAUUAGUGUGAGCAUUUGUUUUCAUGUGAUGUUGAACUGGUAGAGGUCUAUAAAGGGGACUGUUUCUUUCAAUGUGGAUUUGAUUAUCAGCAUGUUAAAAGUUCAGAGUUUUUUCUUAUAGUUUACAUAUAGAAAUUUUAAGCAAGUAAUUUGUUUUCUUUGUGGAGUGACCUCUAGUGUUCUUUUUUUUUAAUUUUAUCUUGGAAUAUGUUGCCAUUUAUUAUUUUAGUUAUCUGGACAUUAUUCUGCCCGUAAACUGAAUGUUAAUAUUUGUUUGUAUGAAAGUCACAACUGUAGAAACUGUUUGUUUUUCUAGGUUGAUGAUAUGAGCUUGAGCUGUGUUGUAUAUUAACCAUGGUUUAGUUUUUGUACUUUUGUUUCAGUGUUUAAAGUAACUUUAAAUGUUAAUUUUUAAAUCACUUUUCCUUAAAUAUUAUAAGUAUUUUGAUUUUGGAAUUUUUGUAAUUAGGUGAAUUUAUAUAUAUCCCCUGUUUUCCUUUACUGGUUAAAGGAAUUGAACAGGGAAGAAUUUUAAGCGACACAGUCCCCUUGUAGGGUAAGCUCUUUCAACAGUUCCAGUCCUGUUACGAUCGUGUAUCAGUAAACACUGUAGAUGUAGAUAAGAUUUCACAGUUUCUAAACUAUAUGCAAACAAAUACACUAAAGAUUCUUCCACAAAAUUUGUGGCAAAUCUAAACUUGUAAAUAUUUUCCUCAAAAUUGCUGUUGGUUGGGAAAAUUAAAUCAAAGAUAUUGUUUCCUUUGAAGCAUAACUGUUUACUUAUGCUUUGCUCAUAUUACGAAAAACAGGUCCUACUAUUGUACGAGUUAAUCAGAUUAUCAUAAAAAAAAUGUCUUUCUUUUAGUUUUUAAAUUCAGAAAAUAUUCACUAUGAAAUUGAGAGUUUUAGAAACUAAAAGAUGUAGCAUUGUAAAUAGAUAAAUAAAUAUAGGAUUAAUUAAGAGUGUUAUUCUUGGUUAACGUAUUACGAAAAUAUAUGAACACGAAGCACGUGACUUCUCUCAACGAAAUCUCACGUGUACUUUAGGUAAUAUCUAAAGGUACUCUUUGCUUCACCUGAAUUAGGUUGAAAAUAUUGUACAGAUAAAUUUUUGUUUUCAGGAUCAGAACGACAUAUCAUGUUAUGGUCUGGAAUGUAUAUGAUGGAUCUGCCAUAAAAAAUGCUUGGUUAAUAAAUCAAUUAAUUUUCUUUCCUA
Limulus polyphemus (Atlantic horseshoe crab) is the source of this 1771-nucleotide messenger RNA. RefSeq names its product C-myc promoter-binding protein-like. Gene Ontology annotation, biological process: regulation of Rab protein signal transduction. The record is from RefSeq and is a predicted model, not a curated record. The coding region runs from base 103 to 516 and encodes 137 amino acids. The transcript has 4 exons. Gene Ontology annotation, cellular component: cytoplasmic vesicle. Lineage: Eukaryota; Metazoa; Arthropoda; Merostomata; Xiphosura; Limulidae.